Messenger RNA from Rhodotorula graminis WP1, 962 nucleotides. RefSeq lists its product as uncharacterized. Lineage: Eukaryota; Fungi; Basidiomycota; Microbotryomycetes; Sporidiobolales; Sporidiobolaceae. The transcript has 4 exons. The coding region runs from base 116 to 784 and encodes 222 amino acids. The record is from RefSeq and is a predicted model, not a curated record.
UCGCGCCGACCGCCCCUCUCGCUCCACGCAACACGCGCGCGCCCUCCGCACCACCUCAAGCACGCUCAUCCCGCCCUCCUUGUCCUCCCCGUACUCCUCGACCGAAUCCGCCACGAUGAGCGUCUGGCUCCUCGUCCGCACCGUCCUGUACGCCGUCCUCGCCGUCAGCUCGUUCCUCGCGUGGGUGCUCGCGGCCGCCUUCAUCGGCAAGACCGAGUCGGACCUCGACGUCUACUUUGGCUCGGCGGCAUGCGUCCUCGUCGCCGGCCUCCUCGCCAACUUCACCGUCCCGGUCCUCCACUUCUUCUUCCACCGUCGCGCCAAGCCGUCGCCCGUCGCCUGGCUCGCCACCGAGCUCGCCGUCGUCUUUGUCCUGUGGGCGCUCUUCCUCGGAGGCGCCGCCGGCAUGGCCGACCGCAUCCCGGGCCUGUCGUCGAGCUUCUGCAGCGGCAGCCUGUGCUCGCUCGGCCGCGCCGUCGAGGCGUUCGCGUGGAUCAGCUGGGUCACCCUCACCGUCCUCCUCGUCGGCCUCGUCACCUUUGGCGCCCUCGCCCACAAGCGCCACGGCCCGAACGUCUGGAAGGCGCCCUUCUCGGCCGACCUCGGCGGCGGCGCUCCGGGCUCGGCGGCGGCGGGCGCGCAGGAGAAGGGCAUCAGCAACACGUCGACGACGGCGGCUGCGAGCCCGAACGCCAACGCCCCUGUCGUCACCUCGUCACCCGUCGUCCCUGCGCCGGCGGCCAACUACAACGAGGCGAGGCCCGCCGAGGUGACGGCCGUCUGAGCGGCGACGUCUCGGCGCUCGACCCCUCGUCCUUCUUCUCAUAUCCCUCUCCCAGCCUUUCCCUCUGUGCCCUUUGUAUCUAGCUCUCCCCGUCUUCUCGAGUUUUGCUCUCUCCGUAGCCUUUCCUGCGCCUGGUUCGCAAUCGAGUCGGCGCCUCGCUUUCUCUCUCUCUCUCUCU